AUGAUUCCUCUGUGUGCGUUAUUCCUAACUGCAUUGCUACCUUCGUGCUCAUCAGCCUACAAAAUGGCUCUUUUCGUCCCUGGUAUAGCAAAUAGUCAGGUGCUGUUCAGCUCAAGAGUGGCUGAAACAUUGACUAAAGCAGGCCAUGAUGUGACGAUGAUUAUGAUUAAUUCAUUGGAAGACUUCGAGAUCAAAGUGAAGAUUAUGAAAGAAGUCAAAAUUUAUGCGGUAAACGCGUCUUUCGGGUUGACCAAGAGGAUUAUGGAAGAAAGACAUAGCAAAGUAAUAUACAAGGAUUUGUCUAUAUGGGAUACCAGAUUCCGCGAAAACCUCAAACAGGCUACUGAUUUCCUGACAAUGGCUUGUCGAAGUGAAUAA
Strongylus vulgaris is the source of this 378-nucleotide messenger RNA. Lineage: Eukaryota; Metazoa; Nematoda; Chromadorea; Rhabditida; Strongylidae. The record is from the annotation of a GenBank genome assembly.